Aspergillus niger is the source of this 711-nucleotide messenger RNA. RefSeq lists its product as uncharacterized. The coding region runs from base 1 to 711 and encodes 236 amino acids. The transcript is spliced from 6 exons. Gene Ontology annotation, cellular component: membrane. The record is from RefSeq and is a predicted model, not a curated record. Lineage: Eukaryota; Fungi; Ascomycota; Eurotiomycetes; Eurotiales; Aspergillaceae. Gene Ontology annotation, molecular function: phosphotransferase activity, for other substituted phosphate groups. Gene Ontology annotation, biological process: phospholipid biosynthetic process.
AUGCCGUCAAAUACUUCCACGACUAGCGGUGUCCCACCUGCGGGUGACGGUGGUCAAGAAAAGCAAAAGAUGCUUCUCUCUUCCGAAACAGGUCAUUUUAGCAUGAUCAGGGCUCUGCAUCUUGCUGAUCUAGUAACUGAACUCAAUGGAUUCUGUGGAGUGAUGUCCGUUUUUUCUUCGAUGCGUUACUGUCUUGGUGACCCUCGUGAUUUUGGUGCAAUUUGGGCGGCUCUGAUCUUCAUGCCCUUCGGGCUGUUUUUCGAUUUCAUGGAUGGACGGAUUGCUAGGUGGAGGAAAAAGUCGUCGCUCAUGGGACAAGAGCUUGAUUCACUGGCCGAUUUGAUUUCCUUCGGAAUGGCACCCGCUGCCGCAGCUUUUGCGCUCGGAAUGCGCACCAGCCUCGACCAUUUGCUCCUCUCCUUCUUUGUUCUGUGCGGCCUGACACGCUUGGCACGGUUCAACGUGACUGUUGCUGUUCUGCCGAAAGACAAGUCUGGAAAGUCGAAGUACUUCGAGGGCACGCCCAUCCCAACGACCUUGUCAAUCACCUUUUUCCUGGCCUACUGCGUCUCUCAAGACUGGGUGCUGGACGAUCUACCCCUCGGCCUUGUAGCCCAGGGCACAGCGUUCGAGUUCCACCCGCUGGUACUGUUGUUUGUCUUGCACGGAUGCCUCAUGGUCAGCAAAACGCUGCAUAUCCCUAAGCCUUAA